CAGCCGAACCGAGCGGGGCAGAACCGAACCCAACCGAACCCAGCCGCACACAACCGAACACAGCCGAACCGAGCGGGGCAGAACCGAACGGGACCGAGCGCAGCCGAGCGGCCCCGAACACACCGACACCGAAGCGCACGGGGUCGUUGCGCACCGGCAUGGACCCGCUGCGGGCGCAGCAGCUGGCAGCCGAGCUGGAGGUUGACAUGAUGGCAGACAUGUACAACCGGAUGACGCAGGCGUGCCACCGAAAGUGCGUCCCCCCCCACUACAAGGACGCGGAGCUGUCGAAGGGGGAGAGCGUUUGCCUGGACCGGUGCGUGGCCAAGUACCUGGAGGUGCACGAGAGGAUGGGCAAGAAGCUGACGGAGCUGUCGCUGCAGGACGAGGAGCUGCUGCGGCGCAUGCAGCAGGGCACCGGCACCGCCUGACCCCACACCCCAAUAAACCAGAGCCUUUGGGACA
Molecule: messenger RNA, 465 nt
Organism: Melopsittacus undulatus (budgerigar)
Lineage: Eukaryota; Metazoa; Chordata; Aves; Psittaciformes; Psittaculidae
Gene: TIMM10
Product: translocase of inner mitochondrial membrane 10
Exons: 2
Coding region: 159-431 (90 amino acids)
Biological process (GO): protein insertion into mitochondrial inner membrane
Cellular component (GO): mitochondrial inner membrane
Source: RefSeq, a predicted model, not a curated record